Messenger RNA from Thelazia callipaeda (thelaziosis nematode), 315 nucleotides. The record is from the annotation of a GenBank genome assembly. Lineage: Eukaryota; Metazoa; Nematoda; Chromadorea; Rhabditida; Thelaziidae.
AUGUAUGGCCGUCAUUCAUCAAUUACAACGUUGAGAGUUAUUCUUUGCUCGUCUAAAAUCAAAGCACCUAUCCAGACUUAUCAGCAGAAUUCGUUAAUAAACAAGUGCCACCAUAAUCGUGUCACAGUACUAGCGUGUUACCCACCUGGAUACAUUCGUAGUCGAGGCGGGUUUGAAGUGUCUACAUAUCACCUGCUUCGGUUCGAUCCUGUAAUGAUCCAUCAUGAGGGGAAGGCCAAUUACCCUAAGAGGGUGCACAGAGACAAUCACAGAGAACUUUUACACUGUAGUGAACAUGAAAAUGUGGAUUGGUAA